Megalops cyprinoides (Indo-Pacific tarpon) is the source of this 3157-nucleotide messenger RNA. Its product is annotated as transducin-like enhancer protein 3-B. Gene Ontology annotation, cellular component: nucleus; transcription regulator complex. The record is from RefSeq and is a predicted model, not a curated record. Lineage: Eukaryota; Metazoa; Chordata; Actinopteri; Elopiformes; Megalopidae. The transcript has 21 exons. The coding region runs from base 645 to 2960 and encodes 771 amino acids. Gene Ontology annotation, molecular function: protein binding; transcription corepressor activity. Gene Ontology annotation, biological process: regulation of DNA-templated transcription; negative regulation of canonical Wnt signaling pathway.
GCGACGGGGAAAGGGAGAAACGGACACGGUUAGCUAGCGAAAUACAACGUCAAAAACUUUUAAACGAUUUUUAACCUUGUCGAACUUUGAUAGUAACUGUUUCGGACUCAUUUGGGGGAUUGACCAGAUAUUUUGGCUGAGCCAAGACGGGCAAACCUUAGGAGUUUGUUUGUUUUUGUACAAGAAACGUCUCAAUCGCUUGGUUUCUGACCUUAUAACUCGGAUAGACACUCUCAAUCUUUUCUGCCUGUGUCAGUCGACCGUGAUCACUCGAGUCUCCAAAAAAAUUGUCCGGGUCAGGAGAUGUGUGUACCGGGCAAGACCGUCAUCGUCGUCUGGUCAUGAACGGCACAUUUUGAAGACACAGCGGUGGGGAGGAGAAUAUUGGUCUAUUCAUUAUCGUGGUGGACAGGAGCUGAUUCCUAGGGAGACGCAGUCCCACUCCAGAGGAUAAAGAGCUUACACACGCAAGUACCGAAAGAGCCGAGGGCUGUCGGAGUGUUCCCUGUCCCUGAGGACUGGGCUUUGUGUCCGAGCGCCUGUGUGUGCUGGGAGGAGUGUCGGGCAGUCAUCCCUGUUCUACUCGGAUUACUGAAAUAUAGCUAGAUUCCGUGGAUUUCCAAUUAAAAAAGGAUACACUCAAGAUGUAUCCACAAGGCCGGCAUCCGGCACCACACCAGCCCGGGCAACCCGGGUUCAAAUUCACCGUUGCAGAGUCUUGCGACAGGAUCAAAGACGAAUUUCAGUUCCUGCAAGCCCAGUAUCACAGUCUUAAGGUGGAGUAUGACAAACUGGCCAACGAGAAGACGGAGAUGCAGCGUCACUAUGUUAUGUAUUACGAAAUGUCUUACGGGCUGAACAUCGAAAUGCACAAGCAGACGGAGAUCGCAAAACGUCUCAAUGCGAUUCUAGCUCAGAUCAUGCCUUUUCUGUCACAAGAGCACCAACAGCAGGUAGCACAGGCUGUUGAGCGUGCUAAACAGGUGACAAUGACCGAGCUGAAUGCCAUCAUCGGGGUACGUGGACUUCCCAAUCUGCCCCUCACCCAGCAGCAGCUCCAGGCUCAGCACCUCUCUCACGCGGCUCACGGCCCCCCCGUCCAGCUGCCCCCCCACCCUUCGGGCCUGCAGCCCCCCGGCAUGCCCCCGGUGACAGGCUCCGGAUCCGGUCUCCUGGCCCUGGGCGCCCUGGGCAGCCAGGCCCACCUUCCAGUCAAGGACGAGAAGAACCACCAUGAGCUGGAGCACAGAGAGCGUGAGUCGAGCACGAAUAACUCGGUGUCGCCGCCCGACAGCCUGCGUGCAGCCAACGAGAAGCACCGCAGCUCCUCCGACUACAGCCUGGACUCCAAGAAACGCAAACUGGAGGAGAAGGACAGCAUGAGCCGAUAUGACAGUGAUGGGGACAAAAGUGAUGACCUGGUGGUGGACGUGUCCAACGAGGAUCCCGCCACCCCUCGUGUCAGCCCCGCCCACUCCCCGCCCGAGAACGGCCUGGACAAGUCCCGCCCAGUCAAGAAGGACGCCCCCAACAGCCCCGCCUCCGUAGCCUCCUCCGGCAGCACCCCCUCCUCCAAAACCAAGGAGCACGUCCAUAACGACAAGUCCACCACACCAGGACUGAAGUCCAACACGCCCACGCCACGUAAUGACGCCCCCACUCCCGGCACCAGCACCACCCCAGGGCUCCGGCCAAUCCUGGGCAAGCCUCCUGGCAUGGAGGCACUAGCUCCUGCUCUGCGGACCCCCCUGUCCAUUGCAGGCUCCUACGCCGCCCCUUUCGCCAUGAUGGGGCACCACGAGAUGAACGGCUCCCUGACCAGCCCGGGCGUGUACGCCGGCCUGCACAUCUCCCCCCAGAUGAGUGCCGCCGCCGCUGCAGCGUACGGGAGAGCCCCCAUGGCGGGGUUUGAUCCUCACCCCCACAUGAGAGCUCCAGGCCUCCCAGCCAGCCUCACGUCCAUCUCAGGCGGAAAACCGGCGUACUCCUUUCACGUCAGCGCCGACGGCCAGAUGCAACCGGUGCCCUUCCCCCCGGAUGCCCUGAUUGGCCCGGGGAUCCCGCGCCACGCCCGCCAGAUCAACACUCUGAGCCACGGCGAGGUGGUGUGCGCCGUCACCAUCAGCAACCCCACGCGCCACGUCUACACCGGGGGCAAGGGCUGUGUCAAGAUCUGGGACAUCAGCCAGCCUGGCAGCAAGAGCCCCGUGUCUCAGCUGGACUGCCUGAACAGGGAUAACUACAUCCGCUCCUGCAAGCUCCUGCCGGACGGCCGCACGCUGAUCGUGGGAGGGGAGGCCAGCACCCUGACCAUCUGGGACCUGGCCUCGCAGACGCCCCGCAUCAAAGCGGAGCUGACCUCCUCCGCUCCUGCCUGCUACGCCCUCGCCAUCAGCCCCGACGCCAAAGUCUGCUUCUCCUGCUGCAGCGACGGCAACAUCGCCGUGUGGGACCUGCACAACCAGACCCUCGUCAGGCAAUUCCAGGGCCACACGGACGGCGCCAGCUGCAUCGAUAUUUCUCACGAUGGCACUAAGCUGUGGACUGGGGGGCUGGACAACACCGUGCGUUCCUGGGACCUGAGGGAGGGACGGCAGUUGCAGCAGCAUGACUUCACCUCCCAGAUCUUCUCUCUGGGGUACUGUCCCACGGGCGAGUGGCUGGCCGUGGGCAUGGAGAGCAGCAAUGUGGAGGUCCUGCACCACACCAAGCCAGACAAGUACCAGCUGCACCUGCACGAGAGCUGCGUCCUGUCACUCAAAUUCGCCUACUGCGGUAAAUGGUUUGUGAGCACCGGGAAGGACAAUCUGCUUAAUGCCUGGAGGACUCCCUACGGUGCCAGCAUUUUCCAGUCGAAGGAGUCCUCGUCCGUCCUGAGCUGUGACAUCUCGGCAGACGACAAGUACAUCGUCACAGGCUCUGGUGACAAGAAGGCCACGGUGUAUGAAGUGAUCUACUAGAUUCGAACCUGGAGGACUGAAGCGCAGCAGGCCAAGGGAUGGAGGAUGCUGACUCCUCCCCCUUCUCUUCCUCCACCUUUGACCCCCCCCCCCCUCAAAGACUCCCUCGAUUCUACUCGGACUGCAGCCGGGGCGGGGCCAGCGUUGUGGGCCCCCCCACUCAUAUAGCGGACACUUCCUCGCCGAGCGCAGUUCUU